AUGAUUUUCGUCGGUUUGAAAAUUAUUCUAUUCUUCGAGCAUAACCACCCUGACAAUAUUCCUUAUUGUUUCCUAAAGUUACAAUUGCUAAAUGGGCGGAUUGCGCCCAAUUUCAAAGGAGAUUUAUAUUUGAAAGUGCCGAAAAUCAGUCCUUCCAAACACUGGUCAGCUAAAGAGCUCACUCUACUUUGUCUUGCUGGAGCUGCUAAGCAGCUUGAGAGAAGGUAUGUUAAAUCUGAUGGAAAGAGGUCCUUAAAGUUCUUGCUUGGUUUUGUUAUUGCAACUGGGAUAGUUGAGAUCCUUUCCAUGGUUUUGGUGUGGCUUUAUUUCAUUAAAAGCCGGCAAAUGAUAGCUGCAACUUCUGAAGAAUACGUUCUUGCUGCUACUGGCUUCAGAAGAUUUAGCUACUCAGAACUGAAAGAAGCAACAAGAAAUUUCAUCGAAGAAAUUGGUAGAGGAGCUACUGGAAUAGUUUAUAAAGGGGUAUUAGCAGAUCAAAGAGUUGCAGCAAUCAAACGAUUAAACAAUGCAAGCCAAGGAGAAGCUGAAUUUCUAGCAGAAGUAAGCACUGUUGGGAAGCUUAAUCACAUGAACUUAAUAGAGAUGUGGGGUUACUGUGCAGACAAAAAGCACAGGCUUUUGGUCUAUGAGAAUAUGGAGAAAGGAUCAUUGGCUAAAAACCUCUCUUCCAUGGAACUUGAUUGGGAAAAGAGGUUCAAAAUCGCAUUGGGCACUGCUAAAGGGCUAGCUUAUUUGCAUGAAGAAUGCUUGGAGUGGGUUCUGCAUUGUGACGUAAAGCCACAAAAUAUACUAUUGGAUGCUAAUUAUGAACCUAAAGUAUCAGAUUUUGGUCUAUCUCGGCUACUAAGCAGAGGUCACGAGCUUCACAAUUCAAGCUUCUCAAAGAUAAGAGGAACAAGAGGUUACAUGGCUCCAGAGUGGAUCUUUAAUCUGCCCAUCACCUCCAAAGUGGAUGUCUACAGCUAUGGGGUGGUGGUGUUAGAGAUAGUGACCGGAAGGAGCCCAUCAAUGGAUGGCCAUGAUGCUGAAAAUGGUUGUGGAGUGGCGGAGAACAAAAGGGCAGUCGAAUGGGUGAGGGAGAAGAAACUUGAAGCUUCUCCAAGUAGUUGCUGGGUUGAAGAGAUCAUAGAUCCUGCCAUCGGAGUGGACUAUGAUAAAAGAAAAUUGGAAGUUCUUGUGGGAGUGGCAUUGAAAUGCGUGGAGGAAUGCAAAGAUGAUAGGCCCACCAUGAGCCAAGUGGUUGAGAUGCUUCAAAAGCUUGAAAAUGAUCAUUAA
Manihot esculenta (cassava) is the source of this 1296-nucleotide messenger RNA. Its product is annotated as putative receptor protein kinase ZmPK1. The record is from RefSeq and is a predicted model, not a curated record. NCBI's taxonomy places the organism in Eukaryota, Viridiplantae, Streptophyta, Magnoliopsida, Malpighiales, Euphorbiaceae. Gene Ontology annotation, molecular function: protein kinase activity; ATP binding. Gene Ontology annotation, biological process: protein phosphorylation. Bases 1 to 1296 code for a protein of 431 amino acids. The transcript has 2 exons.